GGCCCCUCCCCGCCGCUCAAUCUCUUGGGAAGUGUCACUGCUACUCCGGACAGCGGCCCCGGAGGACGGCUGUCAGAAUGAAAAUGCAGCUCUUGGGGUUGAUGGUCUAUUUGGUCCUUGGGACACUGCAUUUUGAGGGGUCCAGAGGGAAACGGGCAGCUGUGGAUCCUGAGGCAAACAUGAAUGUGAGUGAAAUUAUCUCUCACUGGGGGUUCCCUAGUGAGGAACACCUAGUGGAGACAGAAGAUGGAUAUAUUCUGUGCCUUCACCGAAUACCUCAUGGGAGGAAGAACCAUUCUGACAAAGGUCCCAAACCAGCUGUCUAUCUGCAGCAUGGCUUGCUGGCAGAUUCCAGUAACUGGGUCACAAACCUUGCCAACAGCAGCCUGGGCUUCAUUCUUGCUGAUGCUGGUUUUGACGUGUGGAUGGGGAACAGCAGAGGAAACACCUGGUCUCGGAAACACAAGACCCUUACGGUUUCUCAGGAUGAGUUCUGGGCUUUCAGUUAUGAUGAGAUGGCAAAAUACGACCUACCAGCUUCAGUUAACUUCAUUCUGAAUAAAACUGGUCAAGAACAAUUGUAUUAUGUGGGUCAUUCUCAAGGCACCACCAUUGGUUUCAUAGCAUUUUCACAGAUCCCUGAGCUGGCCAAAAAGAUUAAAUUGUUUUUUGCUUUGGCUCCUGUGGCUUCAUUGGCUUUCUCUACUAGCCCUAUGGCCAAAUUGGGACGAUUUCCAGAUCUUCUUGUUAAGGACUUAUUUGGGGACAAGGAUUUUCUUCCACAGAGUACAUUUUUGAAGUGGCUGGGGACCCACAUUUGCACUCAUGUCAUUCUGAAGGAGCUUUGUGGAAAUCUCUUUUUCGUUCUCUGUGGAUUUAAUGAGAGAAAUUUAAAUAUGUCCAGAGUGGAUGUAUAUACAACGCAUUGUCCUGCUGGAACUUCUGUGCAGAACAUGUUACACUGGAGCCAGACUGUUAAAUUUCAAAAGUUGCAAGCCUUUGACUGGGGAAGCAGUGCCAAGAAUUACUUUCAUUACAACCAGAGUUACCCUCCCACGUACAACGUGAAAGACAUGCUGGUGCCCACCGUGGUCUGGAGUGGUGGUCAGGACUGGCUCGCUGACGUCAACGACGUCAAUAUCUUGCUGACUCAGAUCACCAACUUGGUGUACCACAAGCACAUUCCCAAGUGGGAGCAUCUCGACUUUAUCUGGGGCCUGGAUGCCCCUUGGCAAAUGUAUAAUGAAAUUAUUAAUCUAAUGAGGAAAUAUCAGUGAAAGCCAAUUGGGAAAUGUACCAAUGGGUCAGUGAUUCAGUCUUACGAAAGAGAAUGUGUUUGCUUAAUUUCUGUAAAACAUUUGUUUUCUUUUUCUUAAGUCUUUUGUAUUUUUAUAUCCAAGAAAAUUAUGAUGUUGAAAAUGCCCAGAUGUUUCUAGUUAGAAUUAGAAACACACUCGCUAUUUUUUGUUUAAUUAUGGCUGGAUGUAAAGCUAGUGUCUCAACCAUAGAGUUGUAUGUAAGUUUUUAAAAAAUAUUGCUGAUAUGUGAAAAAGUCAUUAUAACCAUUCUGCUUAUCCUUAAAAUGUACUGUAUUGACUUUUUACCCACACAUGGGUCAAAUUAAUACCCCUAAACAUUUUUAAAUUGGAUCAUUCACUGGUAAAAAUCUGUCUCUGACUUGAGCUCAGUAUAAAGGUACCCAGUUGUAUCUUUUUGCUCUCCAGUCUAAUGGUCCUGCAUCUAGGGAUCUAAGUGACAUUUUUUUUUUCAUGCAGUAGGUUCAUAGUCAAAGCCAGUCAUAUCUCAGCUGUGCCAAUAGUAAAAGAUUCCGUGAUGAAUUUUGUCAAAACUAACUGUGACAACUAUUAUUAAGCACAUGUUUAAGCUGCUCAGGCCAAGCAAAAUAAUUUGCUGGAAUUUUCAAAAACAAAUAGCACUGAUUUUUUAAAAAAGAAACUGUUUCUUAAAUAGCUUGAAGAACAUAUGGAUUUGGGUGGAUGGGAGACACAAUUCAGUUCAUAGCACUAACGUUUUGGGAGAAAGACUAACAGAGGUGCCACCUUAUAAGACCAAACAGAUUUCACACAUUUCCCCUAAUUCUUUAAGCUUGCUUUAUAUUUUGAUCUAAGAGACAAAAUUGACUUCUUUCAAGACAACAUUCAUAGAAUAAAUGGCAUUUUAAAGGUAAACAUCUAGGAGCAGAAUUGCUGGGUCGUGUAGUAGCAACGUGGUUGGAACUGAGGGCCAGUAUCCUAUAUGAAGUAUCUCAAGAACGUAAAAACACCACAUAUAGCGGCGCCCGGACCUCUGUAAGAGCUGUGCAUGAUCAGCGAUUGGCACCCGGACUUCCAUAAGAGCUGUGCACGAUCAGCAAUCUGCGUCCGGACCUCCAUAAGAUCUGCGCCGCGAUCAGCAAUCUGCCCCUGCCCAGACACUGGUAAGAGCUGCGCCUGCCGGGCCUUCGCAUGCCCUGACCAGGAACUGCGGGAGCUGCGCAACCCUGCAUACUCCCUCCUGUACCCUUCCUGCCUCCACACCGGCCUGCUCGUCUGGCCAGGGACUCUGGUAGCCACAUGCCCUCCGGAGCCCUCCUGCCUCUGCGUGGAGCCCUUCUCCUAGCCAGAGACUGCUGGAGCCUUGGGAUCUCUGUGCCAGUCACUGGGCACCAGGCACUCCCAGAACUGUGGGCACCACCUCCCGCCCUGUUGCUGAAUCUGGGUGUGUCACGCUCCGGAACUGCUCCCACAACCAAAAUUCCCUGGCUGGGGCAGCCCCAGAGGAGCUACACAGGGUUGCUCCCUACAAAGAUCCAGCAACAAUAGAGUGAUCCUGCUGGGGUCUAAUCUUGGAGAGGCACCUCCCCAACUCUGAGGACAGUAGAGGCAAUGGUGAAAAAACAAUCAUGAGGCAAAAUCAAUGGAUAAACUCUGGCAAUAUGAAUAAUCAGAGUAGAUCAACUCCCCCAAGGAUCAAUGAGGCAGACACAGCACAAGAUCCCAUGCACAACAAAUAGCUGAGAUGUCAGAAAUCGAAUUCAGAAUCUGGAUAGCAAAUAAGAUCAAACUAGAAUUCCAAGCAGUAACCCAAAAGAUAUCUCAAGAAUUCAUGGAAUUCAAAGACUAAAUGACCAAAGAUUUCUGAAACAUUGAGACAAGAAGUUGCAGCCCUCAAAGAUCUGAGAAACACAGUCAAAUCCCUCAAUAACAAAAUGGAGUAAGCAGAAGAAAGGAUUUCUGACAUUGAAGACAAAGCUUUUGAAUGCUCCCAAAGUCUCAAAGAGGAAGAGAAAUGGAGGGCAAAAACAGACCACUCUCUCAGAGAGCUGUGGGAUAAUUUGAAGAAAACCAAUAUUCAUCUUAUAGGGAUCCCCGAAAGUGAUGAAGUGGCUUCACAAGGCACAGAGUCUCUUCUCCAUGAGAUUAUGAAGGAGAACAUUCCAGACAUGCCAAGAGAUUCUGAAUUUCAGGUAGCUGACAGUCUCAGAACUCCAGCAGGACUCAACCUGAAUAAGAUAUCCCCCAGACACAUCAUAGUCAAUUUCACUAAAGUUAAUAUGAAGGAGAAAAUUCUGAAAGCAGCCAGAUGAAAGAAAACCAUUACCUACAAGGAGAAGAAUAUUAGAAUAACUGCAGAUCUCUCUGCUGAAACCUUUCAAGCUAGAAGAGAAUGCUCAUUGACUUUUAAUCUCCUAAAACAAAAUAACUUUCAACCCAGGAUCCUGUACCCAGCUAAACUGAGUUUCAUUUAUGAUGGAGAAAUUAAAUACGUUAAGGACAUUCACAUCUUGAAGAAAUUUGCCAUAACUAAACCAGCUCUCCAGGAUAUUCUCAGACCUAUCCUCCAUAAA
Molecule: messenger RNA, 3847 nt
Organism: Nycticebus coucang (slow loris)
Lineage: Eukaryota; Metazoa; Chordata; Mammalia; Primates; Lorisidae
Gene: LIPA
Product: lipase A, lysosomal acid type
Exons: 10
Coding region: 78-1277 (399 amino acids)
Biological process (GO): sterol metabolic process
Cellular component (GO): intracellular membrane-bounded organelle
Molecular function (GO): sterol ester esterase activity
Source: RefSeq, a predicted model, not a curated record